Fusarium verticillioides 7600 is the source of this 435-nucleotide messenger RNA. RefSeq lists its product as hypothetical. The coding region runs from base 1 to 435 and encodes 144 amino acids. The transcript is spliced from 2 exons. The record is from RefSeq and is a predicted model, not a curated record. Lineage: Eukaryota; Fungi; Ascomycota; Sordariomycetes; Hypocreales; Nectriaceae.
AUGAAGUUCGAUGGCUGGGUGUCCAUGCAAUUGGACAACCGUGUUCGUGUGGAUAAUACCCGUGAGCCUUGGACAAUUGCUAGUGUUGGAGAACUCUUGACGGAGGGUCGCAAAAAGGCGAUGAUGGAUGGCAAGGGUCAUAUACAAGGGGACCUGAAGCAAGAGGCUAAGGAGGCCAAUCUCGCCCAAGUCAUCAACAGCGAAGUCCCUCGUAUCACCUUCAACUACUUCACCAUGCACAACAUCGCCUGGUUCCUCCUCACCGAUCUCAAGCGCGCCUCCACCGCCGAAGUCGGCCCCGAGUUCCUCAACUACAUACCCUCCGAGGACCAGCUCCCCUUUGUAGUAGGUUACGUUUUCUCGACGACCUCGGGGCACGGCUCCGAUGUUCGAAAGCCCGGCGUGGGAAUGACAGGUUCCUCAACGUGGCCAUAA